Molecule: messenger RNA, 1066 nt
Organism: Triticum aestivum (bread wheat)
Lineage: Eukaryota; Viridiplantae; Streptophyta; Magnoliopsida; Poales; Poaceae
Product: bidirectional sugar transporter SWEET3a
Exons: 6
Coding region: 213-953 (246 amino acids)
Biological process (GO): carbohydrate transport
Cellular component (GO): membrane
Molecular function (GO): sugar transmembrane transporter activity
Source: RefSeq, a predicted model, not a curated record
CGGUCUUGCUGAAUAUUGAGCCGUGUUUCGUAUGAACAAGAGAAGUAUGUGGGCCUCCUACUGAUAUUCCACCUAGUGGUUUGAGCAAUAUCUUCUUCUUCCAACACGUUAAACACCCAUCGUGCAUUAUAAAUAGCGUGCCCCUUGUUAUAAACUAUGAACCCUGGGCAAAUCUAGUUCUUGUGGCAAGAUAAAACCUUCAGCCCAAAAGAAUGUUUCCUGACCUCCACGUAACAACAGGGAUUAUUGGAAGUGUAGUCUGCUUUCUCCUCUAUGCAGCACCAAUAUUGACAUUCAGAAGAGUGAUAAAGAAGGGCAGCGUAGAAGAAUACUCAUGCAUACCAUAUAUCUUAACUUUGUUCAGCAGCCUCACAUAUACUUGGUACGGUCUUCCAGUAGUGAGCUCCGGAUGGGAGAAUUGGACUCUGUCCGGAAUCAGCUCACUAGGAGUGCUCUUUGAAAGCACAUUUAUCAGUAUAUACAUAUGGUUUGCACCACGAGAGAAAAAGAAGCUUGUCAUGAUGAUGGUAUCUCCAAUUCUAAUCAUCUUCGGCAUGGCUGUAUUUUUCUCAAUUUUCUCAUUCCACACCCACCAAAUGCGUAAAGUAUUUGUCGGUAGCAUUGGUUUGGUGGCUUCCAUAUUAAUGUAUGGCUCUCCGUUGGUAGCUGUGAAACAAGUUAUCAGGACGAAAAGUGUGGAGUUCAUGCCUUUCUACUUGUCAUUGUUUAGCUUCUUGACAAGUUUACUCUGGAUGCUGUAUGGGCUCCUUGGAAAGGAUCCUUUUCUCACGGCACCAAGCUUCAUUGGCUGCUUAAUGGGUAUUCUUCAGUUGGUCGUGUACUGCAUUUACAGCAAAUGCAAAGAAGCACCCAAGACGAAUCCUGAUAUUGAGCAAGCAGAUGAACUGAAAGUUGUAACUAGUCAAGACAACACGAAAGGACAAAAGCCAUAAUCUGAGACCUAAGCUACCAUUUUGAGUAACAAAUACAUUUUCUUUUCGCUGGACAAAGUGUCUCUUGUAACCGCAUAAUGCGAGGAGAAAAUAAUAGUCUUCAGAUUAUCAUA